Molecule: messenger RNA, 1780 nt
Organism: Bombina bombina (fire-bellied toad)
Lineage: Eukaryota; Metazoa; Chordata; Amphibia; Anura; Bombinatoridae
Gene: IFT20
Product: intraflagellar transport 20
Exons: 5
Coding region: 346-744 (132 amino acids)
Biological process (GO): protein localization to cilium; intraciliary transport; centrosome localization
Cellular component (GO): centrosome; Golgi apparatus; intraciliary transport particle B
Source: RefSeq, a predicted model, not a curated record
UACAUAUAUACGCUUAUUAGAGAAGGCAUCUCUUUACUACAAUGAUAUGUCACGUGUUUAUAUUUUUUCAACAAACAUAACGGCUUCUGUAUUUUGUAGAUGUUUAAUAUAAUAGGCACAAAGCAGACGUGCGUUGACGUGUUCUUGACUGAGCUGCUACAGACUCUGCUAUGGGAACAGUCCCAUCUGCAGCCUAGAAAGUAGAGGAGAUACCCAGCGCUAAAUAACAUAGAAGGAGGGACGUACAAACACCAGCCGACACGCGGAGGAUUUAAUAUCCACAGUCUGGAGAGCAGAGCAGACUGAAGCGGAAAACCCGCUGCCUAAAACACAUUCAGUAACGAAAUGGCCAGAGACUCUCUGUCUGAAGCUGGGCUGCACUUUGAUGAGUUGAACAAGUUGCGAAUCUUGGAUCCAGAUGUUUCACAGCAAACUAUAGAACUAAAGGAGGAAUGCAAAGAUUUUGUAGAGAAAAUAGGACAUUUUCAGAAGAUAGUGGGUGGGUUGAUUGAUCUUGUUGACCAGUUGGCUAAAGAAACUGAAAAUGAGAAAAUGAAGGCCAUAGGUGCUAGAAAUUUGCUAAAAUCUAUUGCAAAGCAACGGGAAGCCCAGCAGCAACAGCUAUAUGCCUUAAUAGCGGAAAAGAAAAUGCAGCUGGAAAGGUACCGAAUAGAAUAUGAUGCUCUGUCUAAAGUCGAAGCUGAGCAAAAUGAGUUCAUUGACCAGUUUAUCCUGCAGAAAUGACAUCGGCCAGAAAGUCCCCACCCCUGUUGUUAACUUUAUUCAUGUUUUUAUACUAGAAUUUUUACGUGUUUUUUUUUUUUUUUUUUUUUUUUUUUCAUUCAAAAUUAAACUGACUUUUUAAAGAACAUGGAAAUGACACAUUAACUUUAAUGAAUUUUGAAUAAAAAAAUUGAGGGAAAUUAAUAUAUAGCAAAAAAUCUUUUAUAUGUUUUAUUUAGCCAAUAGUAAAUAAAACUUAUUUUUAUUUAAACGCCCAGUAAAAAUCUUUAAGCACAGGUAGUCAUAAAAGUAUAUGUGUCUUUUAUAUAUCCACACAAAACUAACAACAUAUGGUAAAUUGCUAUUUAACACACCUUUUGGGGCCUGACCACUACUCUGAUGCAAGUUAUUACUACUAAUAUUUCUUGUUGAUUGGUCACAAGUAAACCUAGUGAAGCAAAAGUGCUGGAAAACGCUCUAUGCUACCUGCCGAGCCAUAACUUAAAAAAAUGCUUUGUUCUAAGGGGCAGCUUGCCAUGUGAGUAAUCAGACACCCACAGUUAUGUUCACUUGCUGAGUUUUUUUACAGCCCUUUUUGGGGUUAGCAAGAUCUGUGCACUGCUGUAAUUACUACACAGCGCUCCAAAAGGUAUAGGUUUACUGUCGCUUUAAGCAAGGGGGAGAAAAAGCUCCGUCUUAGGAGACACAAGAAAGCUUUAUUGUGAUCUUGGAGUCAAACUACAGAGACACACAACUAUUUUUUAUAUAUCAACUGUUAAACACCAUAUUGCAAAAGGUCUGCAUACAAAUGUGUUCACAUUGUUUUGCAGUCCAUGGAUAUACCCUUAUCAAAACAAUAUCUUCUCUGAAUCCAAUUCUCACACUUGUCAGAGUUAAAUUACAGGAAAAUGGGCAAAAUAAAUAAUCAAAUGAUUACAUGCAUAAUCAAACAUUUAAUGCAAAACUCAAACUGUAUUUUCUGUCUCUUUAAAGUAAAUGUAUAAUUUCCAUUUCCCUUUUUAAAGGAGGGGUUUUUUUGUUUUGUUUUUUUAAACAG